CCUUAGUUGUGCUUCCAAACGGAUUUCAAAAGCUAUAGUGGUGGUUGUCUUUGUCUUGACUUCUCUCCUUUUGCGUGUGUAUUAUCAGUGUCCUUGUGUGGCUCUCCAGGUUUAUUUUGGGGGCCAUUUCGCAUGUUGAUUAUUGGGUGUGAUUCUUAGCACCCUGCACACGCAUUGCGGUAUCUUGGACAUUGAUCUCUUCUUCUCGAUCUCUUUACAACAACCGCCACUAUGUCCUGGAAGCUCACUAAAAAGUUGAAGGAGACGCACCUGGCACCCUUGACCUCAUCAUUUGGCCGGUCGUCGUCUACUUCGACGAUCAAGGGUGACGCAAAUGGUGAUGAGGCUCCGACGCCUGUGGCCUCCAACCCGCCCUCCGCCACCCCAUCAACGAACGGGAUCGCGGCCUCCGAGUCCCUUGUCUCUCCUCCUGUGGCCCCUGUGAACCCAGGAAUCCUUAUUGUCACUCUCCACGAAGGGCGCAAUUUUUCGCUGUCACCUCACUUCCAACAGAUCUUCAAUUCGCAUUUCCAAAAUAACUCUUACGCGCCCUCUUCUCUACGCCCAAGUACCUCUUCUUCCUCACAUUCAACUCAAAACCAAGCGGGUUCCUUUGUGCCAUCCGGCCGACCGCAGUCCACAAGCGGGGGAAUCAAUGCCGCUCCCACUAUCCACGGUCGCUAUUCCACCAAAUACCUCCCGUAUGCCCUCCUUGAUUUCGAAAAGAACCAGGUAUUUGUGGAUGCUGUGUCGGGAACUCCAGAGAGCCCAUUGUGGGCUGGGGACAACACAGCCUUCAAGUUCGAUGUGUCCCGGAAAACCGAGUUGAGUGUACAGCUGUAUCUGCGCAACCCUGCGGCCCGGCCUGGUGCCGGACGGAGUGAGGACAUCUUCUUGGGCGCUUGCAAGGUCAACCCUCGCUUCGAAGAGAGCCAGCCGUAUGUGGAGGAUCCGAAACUCAGCAAGAAAGACAACCAGAAGGCCGCCGCAGCUCAUGAUGAGCAAGGGCGCCAACUGGGUCAGCAGGGUGCUGAGUGGCUGGAUCUCCAAUUUGGUGUUGGCUCGGUCAAGAUUGGCAUUUCGUUUGUGGAGAACAAGCAGCGGAGUCUUAAGUUAGAAGACUUUGAUUUGCUCAAGGUCGUGGGCAAGGGUAGUUUCGGCAAGGUCAUGCAGGUCAUGAAGAAGGAUACUGGUCGGAUCUACGCCCUCAAGACAAUUCGCAAGGCUCACAUUAUCUCGCGAUCGGAAGUCACACACACACUUGCCGAGCGAUCGGUUCUUGCACAGAUCAAUAACCCGUUUAUUGUUCCCCUGAAGUUCUCGUUCCAGUCGCCGGAGAAGUUGUACUUCGUGUUAGCAUUUGUGAACGGUGGAGAGUUGUUCCACCAUCUGCAAAGGGAGCAACGAUUUGAUAUUAACCGAGCCCGUUUCUAUACUGCAGAGUUGCUGUGCGCUCUCGAGUGUCUGCACGGCUUCAAGGUUAUUUACCGAGAUCUCAAGCCCGAGAACAUUCUUCUCGAUUAUACCGGGCAUAUCGCUCUUUGCGAUUUCGGUCUCUGUAAGCUGGACAUGAAAGACGAAGACCGAACCAAUACGUUCUGUGGAACUCCCGAAUAUCUCGCUCCAGAACUUCUGCUUGGCAACGGCUACACCAAGACUGUGGAUUGGUGGACUCUCGGUGUCUUGCUCUACGAGAUGUUGACAGGCCUGCCUCCAUUCUACGAUGAAAACACCAACGAAAUGUAUCGCAAGAUCUUGCAAGAGCCUCUGACCUUCCCCAGCAGCGACAUCGUCCCGCCUGCUGCGCGAGAUCUUCUCAGUCGAUUGUUGGACCGUGAUCCCGUGCGCCGAUUGGGUGCCAACGGUGCUGCGGAGAUCAAGUCUCACCACUUCUUUGCCAACAUUGACUGGCGCAAGCUUCUCCAGAGGAAGUACGAACCCAGCUUCCGACCAAAUGUGGUGGAUGCCCGCGAUACUGAAAACUUCGAUGUUGAAUUCACCAGGGAAGCACCCCAGGACUCAUAUGUCGAUGGCCCCGUCCUGUCGCAAACCAUGCAGCAACAGUUCGCCGGAUGGUCGUACAACCGACCCGUGGCUGGCCUCGGCGAUGCAGGCGGCAGCGUUAAAGACCCGUCCUUCGGUAGCAUUCCGGAGUAGAGUCUCUCGCCGCGUCAGAUUAGAUCGAGAAUUCCCAGUGCCAGAAAGAGAGAAUAGGAGGUUCAUAGAGACCAUUUCCCUUUUAACUGCGUAUAUGUCUUUCUUUAACAUAUCGACCAAUCUUGUUCUUUUUUUUCCUUUUUCGCUCUGUUCGUCAUAUUGUUUGUUUUCCCAUCACAAAGGAGUCUGUGGCAUCUUGAUAUCGGAGUCGCUCCUGAUCUUCGAGACGACAUUGUUUCUUCUCGUUUCAGACGUCCGUUGAGCGCUUUGAUUUGAUUUUCUCGUCUUGUUCGGUCAUCUCCCUUCCAUCUCAAGUGUUCAUUCUCUCCAGGCAGGUUCCUUUCUUUACCCUUGGUUUCGUUGCUUUUCUCAAGCGGUCAUCGUCUGCCCUCUUGUUCUGUAUUCUCGAUAAAACUUUACAAUGGACAAUGCCAAAACAGUUUUGCAUCAUACAUA
This is a messenger RNA of Penicillium samsonianum, 2613 nucleotides long. RefSeq names its product serine/threonine-protein kinase. Gene Ontology annotation, biological process: protein phosphorylation. The record is from RefSeq and is a predicted model, not a curated record. NCBI's taxonomy places the organism in Eukaryota, Fungi, Ascomycota, Eurotiomycetes, Eurotiales, Aspergillaceae. Bases 232 to 2157 code for a protein of 641 amino acids. Gene Ontology annotation, molecular function: protein serine/threonine kinase activity; ATP binding. The transcript is spliced from 6 exons.